This is a messenger RNA of Ostreococcus lucimarinus CCE9901, 318 nucleotides long. RefSeq lists its product with no specific name. The annotation marks the transcript as partial. The transcript has a single exon. NCBI's taxonomy places the organism in Eukaryota, Viridiplantae, Chlorophyta, Mamiellophyceae, Mamiellales, Bathycoccaceae. The record is from RefSeq and is a predicted model, not a curated record. Gene Ontology annotation, molecular function: fatty acyl-CoA hydrolase activity.
AGCGCGACGCGCGGGAGGUUCGCGUGCGACCUGACGGUGACGCGCGAGCUCACGAAUCGCUUCGGCACGCUGCACGGCGGCGCGAUCGCGACGAUCGUGGACGUGCUCACGACGGCGGCGCUGCUGACGAUGACGACUCGCGGUGGGGUGAGCGUGGAGCUGUCGUGCGCGUACUGCGCGCCGGCGACGCUGGAGGAGACGGUGCGCGUGGAGUGCGAGGUGGUGAAGAUGGGCAAGACGCUGGCGUGGAUGGAGUGCAGGAUGACGCGGGCGAGCGAUGGAGAAGUGGUGGCGACGGGGAAACACACGAAGUUUUUA